Messenger RNA from Symbiodinium necroappetens, 432 nucleotides. The record is from the annotation of a GenBank genome assembly. Lineage: Eukaryota; Dinophyceae; Suessiales; Symbiodiniaceae.
GAGGAUCGGCUGUCACUGACGCUGUUCCUUGGUAUACCCCAGCUCCAUGAGGCCGCACGGGCCCAGCACGAAGGCACCCGUGGUGAACAGGAGCAGCAGGUCUUCGACUGGUUUGGGCAGGCCAAGCACUUGGAUCAAUGGUCGGCUGGCGCUCGGUUCGACGAGAUCCAGGACAUGUACACCCAUGGCGACGGCUUUCAGGAGUCGGUGCAGAACCUGCUCAGCAGAGCAAGGCCACUUCCCUCAAAGACGCGGGCGAGACACUGGCAGGCGGUGGCCAACGCCCGAGCCAAGCUCCGCCGCGUGCCGGCCCUCGCGGCGACGGCGGCCUUCUGCGCCCCCGGGGGCUCCGUCGGCGCAACGCGGUCCUUCUCUGCCCUGGCGGCUGGAGCAGCGAUAUUCGUCCUGCGGAGGUCAGCCUUGCGAAGGUGA